Paramecium tetraurelia is the source of this 684-nucleotide messenger RNA. RefSeq lists its product as uncharacterized. The transcript has 4 exons. NCBI's taxonomy places the organism in Eukaryota, Ciliophora, Oligohymenophorea, Peniculida, Parameciidae. The record is from RefSeq and is a predicted model, not a curated record.
AUGAAGGGACCCAAAUAUGUGGAAAACAACUUCCAAUUGUUAUUGUAAAGAAGGUUGGAAUACAACAAGCAUAUCAAGCAAAUAAAGAAUGCAAAAUGUAAUCCAAUGUUGGAGAAGAGAUCUUUAUCACAGUAAUAGUCCUUCGUUAAGCAACUUGAGUAAAACUGGAAGUCAGCAAAUUUGAAAAGAGAGCAAAUGAAAUACGAAGAGAUAGUUAAGUUAAAUACAAAAAUGCUAAUAAAAGUGGCCAAUGCUAAGGAGGACCAAUUGUUUUCAUAGAAUUCGCAAAAGGGUCGAAUUGACUCAGCAAGAUCAAGCAAAUCUUUACAUAGUGUAAUAAAGAAAACAAAGGAGAGGGAGUUAUUUCAAGAAAACAAAAGGUUGAAAGACAAAAUUGAGAAUGUGUAAUCUUCAAUUGCAUACAAUAAAAUAAUCGAGAACUUCAAUAAACAUCAAGGUGAGCGAGAUCGAUUGACUAGAAACUCAUAUUAGAAGUAGAAAAAGAUCAAAGAGAUGUUGGAUAGCCUGACAUCUUAAUCUAAAACUUCUCUGCACUCUAAAAAUAACAAAAUUAAUUAGGUGCCAAAAUUAAGGUUGCCAAAAAUCAAUUAGUAAGGAUAGAGUGCAAAAUCAAUACAAUAACUAAACAAAUUGAGAGUGGAUGGUUUCUACACAGCCAGAUGA